AAAUCUGUAUGUAUUUAAAUAUUUUUAUAUUGAAAUUGCUUGGAGUUGCUGGUAAUGCGAAUGAAAAAAAGCUUCGAGUACAAAGGGAUAGAUUAGCAAAGGCAAAAAAGCCUGGUGUACCAAUUUUUAUUUUACUUUUUUGUCAAUGUAGGUGUGUAGGUAUGUAUUUAGUUCUCGAAAGAAGCAAACAUUCGCAUUAUUUUAAUUAUACAGAUGUUUUCACCAUUCUUUGCCCAAGCUUAUUGCCUGUGCGUGCAUAAAUUUGUUUUGGAGAAAAAGUUUCUCAACUUGAAAUGAUAGACCAUUCAAUCGACAUCGUUUAUUACCGUAAUUCCACAACAACAAUUAAUAGGUAAAAAUGUUAGCAACAAUAACUAAACCAAAAACUGUUUAAAGUGCAUAACUCGGCAUUUAAAAAUGACCUCGAAAUAUUUUUAUUUACAUAUGUUAAUAUUUUUAACGCUUCUGCAAUUGCUCAUUGCCAAUGAUGAUGAUGGAAUUCGACGAGAUUUAGAGGAUGUAAGAAAUGAACGCUCUUGCCGCCGUUGCCUUGGAAGGCUGCAGCCUUCGGGUUUGAUUAAACAGUUGAAGACCUUGAGGCUUAAUAGGCGUUGGGAAAAUGAACGGGAGUUUCGCAAGGGUAUACGUUUUAAAUACUAUAGGAAUGGUGAGAAAGUUUACGAGAGCGCAAGCGAUGAAACCAAAGCCUUGUCCAAGUCUGGCUGUUCGACGGAUGAUAAAUUUGCAUUCAUAUUGCAUGGCUGGCAUCAAAGUUGUGAAACCGAAUGGGUGCUCACACUCAUUGAACGACUCACAUACCAUCGCGGUGGUUGCAUAGUAUGCAUAGACUACGAAUUUUUCGCCCAAGACUCUUACAUGUGGUUAUAUAGAAGUUUUCGCAGGAUAUCCAAUAUUAUUACAAAGAGAAUACUACUUUUGAUCAACGAAGGCUUCAAUCCGGACAAUGGCUACAUGUUUGGUUUUAGCUUCGGCGGGCAGCUAGCAUCAGCUAUCGGACGGAGUUUGAGCAAACGCUAUCUCUUUCGCAGCAUCGAUACUUGUGAUAUGGCUGGUCCUGGCUUUGAUGUCUUCACCAACACCGAUCAUCGUGAGGCUGCCCGCCAUGUACAGUGUUUGCACUCUAGUCGCGACAAGGGCACACGCAUCUAUACUUGCCAUCAGAAUGUCCGGUUGGGCAGUUGCGGACAUUUUCAACCAGCUGAAACUAGUCAACCCUACUAUAGCAGCCAUGGCUUAUGCGUUCAAAUUUAUAUAAAUGCAUUCGAUUAUCCUUUCUAUGCGAUGCAAUAUGAGCCAACUUGGUGUGCGUCCAAACAGGCUGCCACAAAUAUACCGUACAAAUACACUAUUGGCUACAAUGAGACACCUGAUCCCAAUAUACGUGGCGAAAUUUUCGUACCAACUAGUCUACAUUUUCCUUAUAAUUUUUCUGAAAAAGAAAUGCUAAUGUUGGGAUUCUUCGAUGAAAAUGCGGAAAUCUAAAUUAACAAACCCAUUCGGUACAGGGCCACACAAAAAAUAUCUAACUGAUAAAUUAACCACAAAAAGGCACAACUUUUGACGGAGUAAAUUUUCAAUCACCAAAGUCAACGAGUUACAAAGUAAAUUAACCUUACAGAAAUUAAAAACAAAUAAAAAAACAUCAAUUUUAGCUCACGAAAAAACUGACAACACCGAAAAUAAA
Molecule: messenger RNA, 1705 nt
Organism: Anastrepha obliqua
Lineage: Eukaryota; Metazoa; Arthropoda; Insecta; Diptera; Tephritidae
Exons: 5
Coding region: 418-1503 (361 amino acids)
Molecular function (GO): lipase activity
Source: RefSeq, a predicted model, not a curated record